Hypanus sabinus (Atlantic stingray) is the source of this 2505-nucleotide messenger RNA. Its product is annotated as tumor necrosis factor receptor superfamily member 5-like. The transcript has 8 exons. NCBI's taxonomy places the organism in Eukaryota, Metazoa, Chordata, Chondrichthyes, Myliobatiformes, Dasyatidae. The record is from RefSeq and is a predicted model, not a curated record. Gene Ontology annotation, molecular function: protein binding; transmembrane signaling receptor activity. Gene Ontology annotation, cellular component: membrane; external side of plasma membrane. Gene Ontology annotation, biological process: signal transduction; defense response to Gram-positive bacterium; apoptotic process. The coding region runs from base 1548 to 2312 and encodes 254 amino acids.
AAUGCCCUGUUUCUGUGCUGUCAUUCUUAUAUGGUUGAUUACCCAUCAUAAUUUUAUACACCUCUGUGAAAUCUCCCCUCAUUCUCCUACGCUCCAGGGAAUAAAGUCCACACCUAUUCAACCUUUCUCUGUCACUCAGUUUCUCAAGUCCCGGCAACAUCCUUGUAAACCUUCUCUGCAAUCUUUCAAACUUAUUAAUAUCCUUCCUGUAAUUCGGUGACCAAAACUGCACACAAUACUCCAAAUCCGGCCUCACCAAUGCCUUAUACAACCUCACCAUUACAUUCCAACUCUUAUACUCAAUACUUUGAUUUAUAAAGGCCAAUGUACCAGAAGCUCUCUUUACGACCCGAUCUACCUGUGACGCCACUUUUAGGGAAUUGUGUAUCUGUACUCGCAGAUCCCUCUGUUCUACUGCACCCCUCAGUGUCCCACCAUUUACCCUGUAUGUUCGACCUUGGUUUGACCUUCCGCAGUGCAAUACCUCACACUUGUCCGCAUUAAACUCCCGUUUUUGUCAGCGGGGGAAACCGAGAUUCGUAACGCCUGCCGGUAAACAACAGGGUCAGAUUUACAUCUCCCUCGAGGUCUGCUGGGCAUUCGUAGGUUCUGCAUUUGAAACUCCCUCUGACAGGGCAGUGGUUUAAAAAUAACCGGGCGUCAUCUGACAGAGACGCCUCCGCGGGUUGCCCCGCUCCCCGUCAGCGAAUUUUUGCCCGAUUCCCUUUUGCUUGGGGAGUGAAAGGCCGUCCCGCUCGUAGACAGUCUGGUCGUGGCUGAACCUCGCCGUGCAGAAUGAGCUUCCCAGACAGAGGUCGGGGCGUCCCCUCCAAAAACCGCACAUGCAGAGUGAAUCUCCCUCCACACCGUCCCAUCACACUCUCCCGGGGUCAGACACAGAGUGAAUCUCCCUCCACAUCGUCCCAUCACACACUCCCGGGGUCAGACACAGAGUGAAUCUCCCUCCACACCGUCCCAUCACACACUCCCGGGGUCAGACACAGAGUGAAUCUCCCUCCACACGGUCCCAUCACACACUCCCGGGGUCAGACACUGAGUGAAUCUCCCUCCACACCGUCCCAUCACACACUCCCGGGGUCAGACACAGAGUGAAUCUCCCUCCACACCGUCCCAUCACACACUCCCGGGGUCAGACAGAGAGUGAAUCUCCCUCCACACCGUCCCAUCACACUCUCCCGGGGUCAGACACAGAGUGAAUCUCCCUCCACAUCGUCCCAUCACACACUCCCGGGGUCAGACAGAGAGUGAAUCUCCCUCCACACCGUCCCAUCACACACUCCCGGGGUCAGACACAGAGUGAAUCUCCCUCCACACCGUCCCAUCACACACUCCCGGGGUCAGACACAGAGUGAAUCUCCCUCCACACUCUCCCGUAACUGGGAAUCGAAAGCAAAAGAAUUACUGACAAAUUUCCCGAAGGAAAAAGCGGGAUUCCCUGCAUUUUUGUCUGGUGCAGAGUAGUGAAGAAGAUAUUCAUUUGCUCUCCGAGUCGGCGGAUCUAGGCUGCAGACCCGUUAUCAGGAGGCAUGGCGGUCUUGUACUUUUUGUUGCUGCUAGUCCCGGUACGCGGGGGGGACUCUUGCUCCGAGCUGGAAUACCAAGGGGAACAUCGCUGCUGUAAAAUGUGCCCGGCCGGGAGCUACGUGGCCCAGGACUGCACGCUGACCAGGGACACACAGUGCCGGCCGUGCGGGGAUGGGGAGUACAUCGAAACGGCCAACGGCCAGCUGAAAUGCUUCCGGUGCAAGUUCUGCGACCCAGUUGAAGGCCGGGUUGAGCUGAGCCCCUGCACCCGGCGGAGCCCCACCAUCUGCGGGUGUGCCCCUGGGUUCGUCUGCGAGGAGCUGGUAAAGAAUGGGACUUGUUCUUCGUGCCGGAGAGAGUCGUUGUGCCCGGCGGGGCAGGGAGUCUCCAGUCCUGGUAACGAGACGGGGGAGGCUCCUUGCAAGCCCUGUUCCGAGGGGACUUUCUCCAGCUCUCCGUCGCGGAAACCCUGCAAACCCUGGACGAGGUGUGGAACCAAGGGCCUGCAGACCCUCCGGGACGGAACGGCAGUGUCGGACGCCGAGUGCGGCUCGGCUGGCCCGCAGAGAACCUGGGUCCUCGCCGUGGUGCUGGCCUGGGCCCUGGUCUUCUUCCUCCUCCUGAUCAUCGUGUGCCUGGUCUCCCGGAGGGACACUUCGUCAACGAGGACCAAGAAACUCUAUCUGUACCAGUGCUUUCAAAAUUUCAUUCCUGGACAGGAUGAGGUUUCGGACAAUUCCAGCAAACUUUUGAAGCAGAUCGUCUGAUUUCACCCCCCCCCCCCCACCCCACCGUGAUUCAGUGUUGUGGUGUAAAUAUUCUUUGAAGUGUCCCUGUAUUUAUCGAGCUGACCCACCAUCUCUAUUAAUCAUGGCAGUUCAGUGAUUUUCCACUCCUGAAAAAUUUAUUUUACUGUUCAGUAUUCGUCCGGGAUGAAAUAAAAUUGUUCUGACAGACUGA